AACAUCACCCAAACACUCCAACCCAAAAACCAUAACACCAUGGCUGACUCCAACCCCGCCAACUUCGCCAACUUGCCCAAGGAUGAGCUUCGUGAGAUCGCAGCCAAGGGUGGACACGCCUCCCACGGCCCCAACGACGAGUCCCACGCUGACCGCAACCCGGACGGCACCUUCACCAAGGGCUCUGACUUGGCCAAGGAACUUGGUUCCAAGGGUGGACAUGUAGCCCACGAGCAUCAGAUUGAGAAGGAUGGUCGUAACCCAGACGGUACCUUCAAAGCCGGAAGCCAGCUUGCCCAUGAGCUUGGUGAGAAGGGCGGACAUGCCGCUCACGAGCAAAAGUAGACGGCUACAUAUGUAAUGUUUAGUGGGGUAGCGGAACGGUAUGGCAGGCUUGAUGGCUGGCUGGGAACGACCAAGUGGAGGUAGUCCUAGCGUGCGCGUGGCCUCGCCAUGCUUGGUUAUGAUGUAACGAAUGCCAAUGAAAGCAUAUGACUUGUUCUCGUGGAAUGGACUUUGUGAUGUAUGUAAUGUCUAUCGUUUCAGGGAAGCUCCUGCAUCCAAGUCAGCUGCGGUGUACCCAAGUGCAUGGCCAUCCAUUGCAUGAAACGGUGGUUUUGGAAAUUAGUAUGCUC
Periconia digitata is the source of this 635-nucleotide messenger RNA. The record is from the annotation of a GenBank genome assembly. Lineage: Eukaryota; Fungi; Ascomycota; Dothideomycetes; Pleosporales; Periconiaceae.